Molecule: messenger RNA, 390 nt
Organism: Solanum stenotomum
Lineage: Eukaryota; Viridiplantae; Streptophyta; Magnoliopsida; Solanales; Solanaceae
Product: 2S seed storage albumin protein-like
Exons: 2
Coding region: 1-390 (129 amino acids)
Molecular function (GO): nutrient reservoir activity
Source: RefSeq, a predicted model, not a curated record
AUGGGGAAGAUUUCACUUGUUGCUGCUCUUCUGUUCUGUUUGUUGGCAUUUGCAAAUGCCAACAAGUUCUCCGUCACGAUUGCCGUGACGGAGGAGGAUGAUAUCAAAAAUCCACAAAGUUGCCAAGAGCAGAUCCAGACGCACAGGCUUAACCACUGCAGGAUGCUCCUUUCAAGAAAGGAGCUAAGCAUGGUGACGAAAGACGACCAUGAAAUGCGCAACCAACAGGAACAUCUCCAACAAUGCUGCCAAGAAUUGAGGAACAUUGACACUAAAUGCCGCUGUCCGGCACUUAAAACGAUGGUGACGCGGGAGCCCGAGCUCAUGUCACAGAGAGCUCGGUCCCUCCCCCGCGCCUGCAACAUCGAGCCUACUGAAUGCUACUUCUAA